AUGGCUACUGGCCAAUACUCUCAUCUCCCACAAUCAUUGCUACGAAGCAUGCGCGAGUCUUUCGAAGUCUUGGACAGCUCUAAUACUGGCACCAUCACCUCUGCCAGUGUCGCCGAUAUGUUGCAGCAGAUGGGCAUGGACUCUUCACCCAAGGCUGUAGCAGCUUUCUUCCCUCCGAACACACCCUCUACAAUCACACUGGGUCGUUUCCUAGACUUGCUAUCUGCUCCACUAGCGGAGCUUAGUGAGCCAUCCGAGCUUGCCGCCGCUUUUGCUGCUUUCGACGUGGAUGACAGCGGUCAAAUUGACAAGCACGAGCUAAGGGAUGCUCUGCUCAACACGGCUCCAGAGCCAGGGGCUGAGAACGUGCGUUUGUCAGAGCAUGAGAUCGAUGUCAUUAUGAACCAAUUCUCGGCGAGGAGGGCAUUUGGUGCCAAAGGCGUCUUCGGCAAGGAGCUGGCUGGCGGCGACAGGAAGAGAGGCGAAGUCUUCAGAUAUAGAGACUUUAUAUCGAACAUCUCGGGUAGCGGAGGUGCUGACAGCGCUGAGCAGAUUGCCGCAUGA
Molecule: messenger RNA, 564 nt
Organism: Aureobasidium melanogenum CBS 110374
Lineage: Eukaryota; Fungi; Ascomycota; Dothideomycetes; Dothideales; Saccotheciaceae
Product: EF-hand
Exons: 1
Coding region: 1-564 (187 amino acids)
Biological process (GO): actomyosin structure organization; mitotic cytokinesis
Cellular component (GO): cytoplasm; myosin II complex
Molecular function (GO): cytoskeletal motor regulator activity; calcium ion binding; myosin heavy chain binding
Source: RefSeq, a predicted model, not a curated record